UAUCAAAUCUCCAAGAUGUUUAUGCCGAAGGCUCACCGGGAUGCCAUCUACAAGCACCUCUUCAAGGAGGGUGUGCUGGUGGCCGAGAAGGACCUCCACGCUCCAAAGCACUUGGAGCUGGACACCAUCCCGAACCUGCACGUCAUUAAGACGAUGCAGUCGCUCAAGUCGAAGAAUUUUGUGAAGGAGCAGCUUGUCUGGUGCCACUACUACUGGUACCUUACCAACGAGGGCAUCGAAUACUUGCGCGCCUAUCUGCACCUGCAGUCGGAGAUCGUCCCGUCGACGUUGAUGUGCGCUGCUCGUGCUGCUGGAUCGCUACGCGCCCAAGGUCCUCGCCCAGGCGGACCGAAUGAGGGACGGUCUGAAGACCGUCAGGCGUACCGGCGUACCCAGCAGGCCAACCCGGGUGACAAAAAAGGACAUGCUGGUGCCGGUGCUGAUGACCUGGAGUUCCGUGGUGGAUUUGGCCGAGAUAAGCGCAUGUAAAAUGCACGUUGAAGAUGAAGCCGCAAACUUGGAACGUUUGAAUUGCAGUUCCAAUUGUUGUUCCGGUAGGAUCC
Molecule: messenger RNA, 563 nt
Organism: Anopheles darlingi
Lineage: Eukaryota; Metazoa; Arthropoda; Insecta; Diptera; Culicidae
Product: 40S ribosomal protein S10b-like
Exons: 1
Coding region: 16-489 (157 amino acids)
Cellular component (GO): cytosolic small ribosomal subunit
Molecular function (GO): RNA binding; structural constituent of ribosome
Source: RefSeq, a predicted model, not a curated record